CACAGACACACACAGACACAGCUGCUGGGUUCAGCCUGUCUGUGUUAUAUUGUAACCCCGGGCUGUGGUAGCGACACCCCACAGAGAGAGGACACAUACACACACAAACACAACGCCAUGGAUCAUUACGAUGCGAACCACUCGCAGGGCGAUGACUAUAUGCAGCCGGAGGAUGACUGGGACCGAGACCUCCUGUUAGACCCAGCCUGGGAGAAGCAGCAGAGAAAGACUUUCACAGCCUGGUGUAACUCUCAUCUCCGCAAGGCAGGAACACAGAUUGAGAACAUUGAAGAGGACUUCAGAGAUGGACUCAAACUCAUGCUUCUCCUUGAGGUUAUUUCUGGUAGGUUUGCAUUUGGUUUACAGUUUAGUGUCCGUGCACACACUCGUGCAAUCUACAUAAAGAUCAGUAAAACUGGAUACACCGAACAGUUCCAGAUACUGACGGGAGCAGUCUUUCUUUCCUCCAAAGCAUCAACGCAGUACAAUUUCAUAUUGUUCAACAAGCAGUGUUUGGAAAGUUCGGUUAAGGGGGAAAUUUUUGUUUUAACGUUCUCAGUGAACCAAGACCUCUGUUCUUUUGUCAUCUUCUCCACACAGGCAGAAACAGCAGCCAAUCGAAUCUGUAAAGUUCUGGCCGUUAACCAGGAGAAUGAGCAGCUAAUGGAGGAUUACGAGAAGCUGGCCACUGACCUCCUGGAGUGGAUCCGACGCACCAUUCCCUGGUUGGAAAACCGUGCCCCGGAGAACACCAUGCAGGCCAUGCAGCAGAAACUAGAGGAUUUCCGAGACUACCGGCGCCUCCACAAACCACCCAAGGUGCAGGAGAAGUGCCAGCUGGAAAUCAACUUCAACACCCUGCAGACCAAACUGCGACUCAGCAACAGGCCAGCCUUCAUGCCAUCGGAAGGCAAGAUGGUGUCGGAUAUAAACAAUGCCUGGGGCUCAUUGGAGCAGGCCGAGAAAGGUUAUGAAGAAUGGCUGCUCAAUGAAAUCAGAAGGUUGGAGAGACUGGACCAUCUGGCUGAAAAGUUUAGACAGAAAGCUGCAAUCCACGAGGCUUGGACCAAUGGUAAGGAGGAAAUGCUGAUGGCAAAGGAUUUUGAGACAGCGACCUUGUCUGAAGUGAAGGCUAUAUUGAAAAAGCACGAGGCCUUCGAGAGCGACCUUGCAGCUCACCAGGACCGUGUUGAACAGAUCGCUGCAAUCGCCCAGGAGCUGAAUGAGCUGGACUACUGGGAUUCCCCAAGUGUGAAUGAAAGAUGCCAGAAGAUCUGUGACCAAUGGGACAAUCUAGGAGCCCUGACCCAGAAGAGGAGAGAUGCAUUGGAGAGGACUGAGAAGCUCCUGGAGACUAUUGACCAGUUGUAUCUAGAAUAUGCAAAGAGGGCUGCUCCCUUUAACAACUGGAUGGAAGGUGCCAUGGAGGACCUGCAAGACACAUUUAUUGUUCACACUAUUGAGGAAAUCCAGGGGUUGAUAACUGCUCAUGAGCAAUUUAAAGCCACUCUGCCCGAGGCAGAUCGGGAGCGCCAGGCUAUUCUAGGCAUUCACAAUGAGGUGUCAAAGAUCGUCCAAACCUACCAUGUCAACAUGGCUGGUACCAAUCCUUAUACAACAAUCGCCCCACAAGACAUUAACAACAAGUGGGAAAAGGUUCGACACUUGGUGCCACAGAGAGACCAUGCUCUGAUGGAGGAGAAUGCUCGUCAGCAAUCCAACGAGAGACUGCGGAAACAGUUUGCGACACAAGCCAAUGUUAUUGGUCCUUGGAUUCAGACUAAGAUGGAGGAGAUUGGUCGUAUCUCCAUUGAGAUGCAUGGCACACUGGAGGAUCAGCUGAACCACCUCCGACAAUAUGAGAAAAGCAUUGUCAACUACAAACCAAAGAUCGAUCAGCUAGAAGGAGAUCAUCAGCUCAUUCAAGAGGCACUAAUCUUUGACAACAAGCACACCAACUACACAAUGGAGCAUAUCCGAGUGGGCUGGGAACAGCUGCUCACUACCAUUGCCAGGACAAUCAAUGAAAUCGAGAACCAGGUCCUGACCAGAGAUGCAAAGGGCAUUAGUCAGGAGCAGAUGAAUGAGUUCAGGGCCUCCUUUAACCACUUCGACAGGGUAAGCUCGCUGAUUUGCUGGUGAUGUGUAAGUUUUGCA
Rhincodon typus (whale shark) is the source of this 2157-nucleotide messenger RNA. RefSeq names its product actinin, alpha 1 (gene actn1). Gene Ontology annotation, molecular function: actin filament binding. The coding region runs from base 118 to 2142 and encodes 674 amino acids. Gene Ontology annotation, cellular component: Z disc; plasma membrane; cortical actin cytoskeleton. The transcript has 13 exons. The record is from RefSeq and is a predicted model, not a curated record. Gene Ontology annotation, biological process: actin cytoskeleton organization; muscle cell development. Lineage: Eukaryota; Metazoa; Chordata; Chondrichthyes; Orectolobiformes; Rhincodontidae.